Aspergillus melleus is the source of this 1878-nucleotide messenger RNA. RefSeq names its product SAP domain protein. Gene Ontology annotation, molecular function: nucleic acid binding. The transcript has a single exon. Bases 1 to 1878 code for a protein of 625 amino acids. NCBI's taxonomy places the organism in Eukaryota, Fungi, Ascomycota, Eurotiomycetes, Eurotiales, Aspergillaceae. The record is from RefSeq and is a predicted model, not a curated record.
AUGGCCGACUACUCGAAAUGGAAGGUGACCGAUUUGAAGGCCGAGCUGAAGCGGCGCGGCAUUCCGCAGACCGGCCUCAGAGUUAAACAGAACUUCAUUGAUAGGCUGCUGGAGGAGGAUGCGAAAGGUGAGAGUGAGCCCGUGAGUGAGGCGCCUGUCGACGCGCAAGAUACGCCUCAGGAGGACGCGCAACCGGUCGAACCACAGCAAGAAGCACCGGAGCCGACAGCAAACGACACGACCGAGUCCCACGAUCCCAAACCUGAAGAACCCCCUCAAGAACAGGUACAACCAGAGGAGGCACAGCAACAGAAUGGUGAGCCACCAGCUGAGGACAAAGCUCCCGAAGAGCUACCAGCUGCCGAUCGAACCGCCGAGCAGCCGCCUCAAGCUCCUGAAGCUCCUGAAGCUCAAGCUCCUCAAGAAGAUGAACGUGAAGCUUCGGCGCACCCGGUUGAGCAGGCUCCCGGGAGCACCGAUGCCCAGCAGCCAGCCGCAGAGGAAGAAACACAGCAGCCCAAGGCUACAGAAGCUGUCGCGUCGGCCGUCCCCCAGAUCUCGGAGGCGAACACGGGUUUGUCUACACCUCUAGCUCCCGAGGAAGUUCUAGAGGAUCGUCGCAAACGCAAACGCCGCAGCCAGAGUCCCAUUCCUACCCCCGAAGCGCUGGCGCACAAAAAGGCAAAGGCGGAAAAUGAAGAACCUAAAGUUACCCUACCGGAAGACAAGGACUCGAUGGAUGUCGACGAGGGCGCCCAGCCGGACGGAGAUGUUCCCGCGCAAGAGGCAGCCGAUAAGAGUGGCGACGCAGAGCCCGAGCAUAAACCCUCACCAGUCCAAAAUGAAGCUCAAGGCGAAAAGCCCAACGAGUCUGUUCCCGAAGAAACUACGAAAAAAGAUGCCCCGGCAAAACAAGAUGUUCGCUUCAAAGGCCUUUUCGCCGCCCCGGAGCCCGAACCUCGCGCGGCAUCACCUCCCCCGGAGGAUGCAAUGGACGACGACACGGUCGAACCGGCGAAGCAUGCGGCCACCUCAGCACUUUAUGUGGAUGGUCUCAUGCGCCCGCUCCAGCCGAACGCCCUCAAAAGUCACCUACUCACCCUGGCCUCCCCUCCCGGGGGCUCCCAGGAUCCCGACAUGAUCACGGAUUUCUAUCUCGACUCCAUCAAAACGCACUGCUUUGUAAGCUUCGUCAGUGUCUCUGCGGCUUCCCGAGUUCGUGCCGCACUUCACAACACCGUUUGGCCCAACGAACGCAAUCGCAAAACUCUCUUUGUCGAUUUCAUCCCGGAGAACAAGCUGCAGGAAUGGAUCGACCUGGAGGAAGGAUCCCGACGACGCGGCGGCCCUCCACCCCGGUGGGAAGUGAAGUAUGACCGAACGGAGGACGGUGUCGAGGCAGUCUUGGAGGAGAUCGAUCCUCGCAGCGCUGCACCCCAAGCCCCACGCGGUCGCGAGCCGGCCGAAUUCUCUCGUCCUCCACCUACAGGACCUCGAGCGGAGAUGGGCGAUCCCAGCCGACGUCCGAGCGGUCACAGCGAAGCCGACAGCAAGCCUCGGCCUGGGCAGGGCUUCAAACCGCUUGAUGAUCUUUUCAUGUCCACAACUACCAAGCCUAAGCUCUACUAUCUCCCCGUUCCGCGAUCGGUAGCCGACCGCCGUUUAGACCGAUUCGACGAUCUUCUUCGAAAGGGCUCAUUUCCGCGUCGCGGAGGCGAUGAACCUCGACGCAUCACCUUCGAGGAUGGAGAUUUGUUCGUUGAUCACGGUCCAGACUUCAACCCUCGAGGUGGUCGCGGUCGAGGCGGUCGCGGACGGGGACGAGGUCGUGGAUUUGGCGAUUCAUGGAGAGAUGAUCGACGCGGCCGAUAUCAUUGA